Messenger RNA from Ostreococcus tauri, 540 nucleotides. Its product is annotated as Ribosomal protein L18ae. The record is from RefSeq and is a predicted model, not a curated record. Gene Ontology annotation, biological process: translation. The transcript has 4 exons. Bases 1 to 540 code for a protein of 179 amino acids. NCBI's taxonomy places the organism in Eukaryota, Viridiplantae, Chlorophyta, Mamiellophyceae, Mamiellales, Bathycoccaceae. Gene Ontology annotation, cellular component: ribosome; cytosolic large ribosomal subunit. Gene Ontology annotation, molecular function: structural constituent of ribosome.
AUGGCUCCGUACAGAUACCGCCAAUUUCAAGUCGUCGGCCGACACCUCCCGACGGAGGCGACGCCGGAGCCGGAGGUGUUCCGCAUGAAGCUUUGGGCGCUCGAUGACGUCAAGGCGCGAUCGAAGUUCUGGUAUUUCAUGUCUCGCCUCAAGAAGGUCAAGAAGGCGAACGGUCAAAUCAUCGCUUGCAACGAGAUCUUUGAGGAGGACACGACGACCGUGAAGAACUUCGGCAUCUGGAUCCGUUACCAAUCCCGCACGGGCUUCCACAACUCCUACAAGGAGUACCGCGAGACCACCAUGAACAAGGCGGUGGACGCGCUCUACGAGGAAAUGGCUUCCCGCCACCGCGUGCGCUCCUCCCAGCUGCAAAUCAUUAAGAUUGCGGAAGUCUCCGAUGAGAACGUCCGUCGUGAGAACACGCGCCAAUUCCUCGCCGAAGACUUGUCCUUCCCGGUCGUGAACAAGGUCAUGCGUCACCCGAGCAAGGCGACCAAGACCAUCUUCAAGUACAAGCGUCCGAAUCAUGUUACGUUGUGA